This is a messenger RNA of Xyrauchen texanus (razorback sucker), 3478 nucleotides long. It is a transcript of the gene ppfibp2a, whose product is annotated as PPFIA binding protein 2a. Gene Ontology annotation, molecular function: protein binding. The transcript has 24 exons. Gene Ontology annotation, biological process: neuromuscular junction development. The record is from RefSeq and is a predicted model, not a curated record. Bases 15 to 2786 code for a protein of 923 amino acids. Gene Ontology annotation, cellular component: presynaptic active zone. Lineage: Eukaryota; Metazoa; Chordata; Actinopteri; Cypriniformes; Catostomidae.
UUGAAUUUGUCGCCAUGUCAUCAAAUGUGAGUUACAUGCUGGAGGCAGCCUUAGAACACAUGGAUGACAUCAUAGCAGGGUCUAAGGCUGCAUUCUCUUCAGAUGAUCUGAGCUCUCCGUCUGUACAGCAUGUGUCUGCAGAAUGUACAGCUCAUCUGAAUGUUCUUCAGCUUGCUGAGGAGCUGAAAGUGGCUCUUGAAGAACAGCCAUGUAUAGAAUAUUUGGACACUCUGAGAAAACAGAUCCCCUCUGCCACAGCUCACACUCUGAUGCUCUGGCUGGACAGACGAUUGGUCAACGUGCAAAACCCAGGCUACGGCGAGAGCUAUCAGGAGCGGCUGUCUCGUCUAGAGGGUGAUAAAGAGUCUCUUGUGUUACAGGUGAGUGUGUUGACAGAUCAGGUUGAAGCUCAAGGUGAGAAGAUCAGAGAUUUGGAGAGUUCUCUUCAGGAAUAUCAACACAAGCUCAACUCCACUGAGGAGAUGCUUCAGCAGGAGCUUGUGAGCAGGGGUUGUCUGGAGUCACAGAAGCACAGUUUGAUGGAGGAGGUGUCUUGUCUCAAACACAAGCUGGUGGGCAUGGAGGAUAAACACAUUUCCAGCACUGAGAGGCAACAUAAAGCUGAGAGUGUAGUAAACCUGAUUAGUGAGCUGCAGGAGCAGAUGUGCAGGAUUCGACAGCAGAUCUCUACUAAGAUCACUGAGAAGCCAGCAGAGAUGGACCCAGAAGAUGAUUUUGCCCAUGAGCAAGCGCAAGCCGUUCUGACUGACCCAAAGUCAGCGAACAUGCUCCACAAACUUAAGAUGCUGAAGAAUCGAGUUGAUCAGCUGGAACAUGAGAAGACGCAGUAUGAGGAGAAACUCAAGGUCACACAGACAGAGAUCAUGAGUUUACAGCAGUUGUUGAGCUGUAAGAACGCUGAGAUAGAAAAUCUUCAGGCUCAGCUGCUCUGCAGAGCUCCAGUGUCUGUGGACAGUACAGAGAGAGAUCAGGAGCUCCAGAGAUUAAAGACAGGGAUAGAGUCACUGAUUGCAACCAAUGAUGAAAAGGAUCGUCGGAUAGAAGAACUUACUCUUCUCCUCAGCCAGUGCAGACAGAUCAGUGACAUCAUGACUUUAGUUCAAGUGUCUGGAGACAACUCUGUUCAGAUCAGCAGUGAUGAGGGGAAGCAGAAUGGAAUUGUAAAGAUGAAGACGUUAAGACCUAAAGCUCAUCCUGAGAUAACCUUCAGUAGCUCAUCUCCUCUUCUGGUGUCUUCAGUUCAUUCACAGAAUGAUGCACAGAACUCUGGGUCCAUCAGUAUGGAGAGCUUGAGAGGCUCAGCUCAAAAGGCAGUGAAUGACAAACUAGUACAUCCUGUUCUGACAGAGGAGACUCAACCAGCUGAUAACAGACAUCAGAUGUUUCCGGCAGUGUUGAGUUCCCCAGAGAAGAGAGACAGUAAGAUGAGUGACACAUCCGACCUGAGAACUCCAGAGAUGAAGGAUGAUAAAGAUAUCUUGUGCUGUCCAGAAAGAACUGCUGAUGUUGUUACGCCUAUUAGAGGAAGCACAGAGAAAAUGAAGGACACAACAUCAUCUAAUCUGUCAUCAGUGUUGUCAGGAGCAGAGUCAGGACAGCAGUCUCCUGUGUUACAGGAAAACGUCAAAAAUACCAGCAUACGCAAACUGUGGGGAAAGAUCAAAAGGACGGGUGUGCUGUCUGAUGACCUGGAGCCCACUGCAUUCAGGAGAGGAGGGUUCAGGGCCACAGCGGGGCCCCGGCUGACACGGACCCCUGAAUCAGGACGUUCAGCUUGUGCACACACCCCCUUCAGUAAGUGGAGCACAGAGCAGGUGUGUGGUUGGCUGGAGGAUUGUGGUUUGGGUCAGUAUGUCAGUCUGGCCCGUCAGUGGGUGGAAAGCGGACAAACCCUCCUUUCUGCCACUCCACAGGAGCUUGAGAAGGGGAUUUGUAUUAAACACCCUCUGCACAGAAAGAAGCUGCAGCUCGCUCUCAGAGCUUUCAGUAACAAAUCAAUGGAGAAAUCUUCAGAGCUCAAUCACAUCUGGGUUACACGUUGGCUUGAUGACAUCGGUUUACCACAGUACAAAGAUCAGUUCUAUGAGAGCAAGGUUGAUGGCCGCAUGCUACAGUAUCUGACAGUUAAUGAUCUGUUGUUCCUGAACGUCACCAGUCAACUCCAUCAUCUGAGCAUUAAAUGUGCCAUUCAUGUGUUGCACGCUAACAAGUUCAACCCAAACUGCCUCAGACGCCGACCAGGAGAUGAGAAUAAGACGUCUCCCUCAGAGGUGGUGCAGUGGUCCAAUCAUCGAGUUAUGGAGUGGUUGAGGUCAGUGGAUUUGGCUGAGUAUGCUCCAAACCUGAGAGGCAGCGGCGUUCAUGGAGGACUGAUUAUCCUUGAGCCUCGCUUUAGCUCAGAGACAUUGGCUAUGCUCCUGAACAUCCCUCCACAGAAGACCCUCCUCAGACGGCACCUCGCCACCAACUUCAGCACACUGGUGGGUCUGCAAGCACAACAGGAGAAACGGGAGUUUGCCAACGCCAGUGGGAAUUCACCCCUCACCAUCACAGCCAAAGUCAGGCCAAAGAAGCUUGGCUUUACCCACUUCAGACAGCUGAGGAAGCUCAGGACAGAGGAUUCAGCAGAUUAUAUCUGCCCCAUGGAGACAGGAACUCCCGUCCUGAGUGCAACACCAAAGCGGCCUUGUGAAAGCUUCAGGGGCAUGAGCCCCAUCCUGGACACAGACUCGGACAGACAGGAGCUGGUCGGGUCAAAGAGUUGAUUCACUGCGUCUGUCAUUCAACCAAACAAAGCAAAACAACAGUAACUGCAUGCUGUGGAACCAAACAGCAGGCAUCAAGAGAGGCUAGAACUCAUUCUUGAGCAUAUGACCUGGAUAUGCUGCAUAUGACUUAUGAAUUACUUUCAAAAGUGAUGGAUAUUAUUAUUUAAUUGGAUUUGGAAAGCUGAAAUGCCAAAAUAUUUCCUGGAAUAUUUUAUUUGUUUCUCUUUCUACAAAACCAAAUACAUAAUUGUUUUAAUUUUAACAAUGAAUUUAUACCUAUUUCUGGCAAACUGAAUGAGUUUUGAAAUGUCAAAUCAUUUUUUUAUUUCUCUCUCUCUUUCAUUGUAUGUAUGAUUUGCUUAUGCUUUGUUAAAAUUAUUCAUUAAAAGGUAAACCAUUGUGAAAAUUAGGCAUAAUGAUUUAAAGGUGCAUUCAGUAACUUUUGUCUUUGUGUUAUCUUGUACUCACACUGACACCUAGUGGCUCGGAUGCAGCAUCAUUUAAAAUCAAUAGUUUUCAGUUUCAGAUGUCAUUGUAGAAAUUUAUUAUUCACAGUCAGACAUGAUUACUUUAAUCAGUGAGUGAAAGUGUCCAAUAACAGGACGUUACUGAGAUUAAGUGAGUAGUAUUCAGCUGGUCAUGUGAUUGUAACAUGUGUGGACCCUCUCCAUGUAGAAUAAAACAGCUUU